UGUAUUGGUUGUCAUGUGAUGGGCAUGAUGUUGGAGCCCUAGAUGGCAGCAGAAAUGAAACAAAGAAGCUGUACCAUGCACGGGAAGUCAUCGUGGACCUGUGUGUCGAUUGGCCAAGGGGUCGUUUGUACUGGCUGGAAAAGGGUCAAGUUAUUAGGAUGAGUCUGGCUGGUGGAAACGUUGAAAAAAUAUUGGAUGUGUCAGAUUCUGAAAUUGGUCAAGUAGUAAUGGAUAUAAAAUCCAACAGCUUCAUCUGGAAUGGCGAUCAAUCUGGUUUGCGUGUCAUGAGUGUGUUAAAGGACAAGAUGUACUUUCCAAAGAAAACCCUGAAAGGAUCAACUGUAGCGGCACACGAGCCAUUCCUGCUGUCCUUGCAGGAUGGCACACUCACUCUGUGGGACAGAAGGGAGAUGAGAACUCUCACAAUGGUGGAACUGGAGGAGAGUGAUAUUGUGAGGGUGAUGAUUGUGACAAGCGAUGUACAAAAAGAUUCAAAGGCUUUUAAAAGACCUGCCAAUACUCCUCGUGCUUGUCCUCGGACAUUUGUGCCUUGUAAGGAUGGGACUGACUGUGUUGCUCAUGACCACCAGUGUGACGGGGAGAAGGACUGCAAAGAUGGCUCGGAUGAGGCCAACUGUCCCCGGGAAUGUGAUAUGUCUGGAAGUUUUCGGUGUCUUGAUGGAAGAAAGUGCAUUGAAUCGAAGUGGGUUUGUGAUGGACUACCGCAGUGUGCUGAUGGUUCGGAUGAGGCGGACUGCUGGAAGCCCACCGAAAGCUGUCCCUUCCACUGUGACAAUAAGACUAAAUGCAUUCCUAACCAUGCUCGAUGUGAUGGUCAUGUAGAUUGCGAUGACAAAACAGAUGAAGAAAACUGUACCAGUAAAACCCAACCUGUCGGUACCACUCGUGUUUGUCCCAGGACAUUUGUACCUUGUCAGGAUGGAAGUGAAUGCAUUUCCUAUUACCACCUGUGUGACGGAGAGAAUGACUGUCCUGAUGGCUCUGAUGAAAAUAACUGUUUCCCCAAAGUAUGUAAUGAGCCAGGGCAAUUGCAUUGUCUAAGUGACAAGAAGUGCAUUGAAGCAGAGUGGGUUUGUGAUGGAGUGCCACAGUGUCUCGAUGGUUCAGAUGAAGCAGACUGUCCGCAGCCAACUGCAAAACACUGUGACUUCCACUGUGACAAUAACACCAAAUGCUUUGCUGGCGGAGUUGUCUGUGAUGGUAAAAAUGACUGUGAUGACAAAAUGGAUGAAGCAAACUGUGUUGCUGAAAAACCUCCAACUACACUUGAACCUCUGAUUUGCCCCAGGGCAUUUGUGCUCUGUCGGGACAAGAGUGACUGUGUUCCUAUUGAUCAUGUUUGUGAUGGGGAGAAUGACUGUCUGGAUGGCUCUGAUGAACACAACUGUCCCAAGGGGUGUCAUGAGCCAGGGCAUUUUCAGUGUGUGCAUGGCAAAAAGUGUAUCGAAGAGAAUCAGGUUUGCGAUGGUGUAUCGCACUGUCUCGAUGGCUCAGAUGAGGCCAAAUGCUGGGAACCCACAGGAAACUGUGCCUUCCGCUGUGACAAUAACACCAGAUGCCUUCCAGAGCAAUUCCGAUGUGAUGGUGAACACGACUGUGUUGAUGGAUUGGACGAAGGAAACUGCAGUGAAGAGUGUGGUGCUUCAGAGUUUCGGUGCAGCAGCGGGCAGUGUAUUUCCGCGGUCCUGCGCUGCGAUGGAGAGACAGACUGCAGAGACCACUCUGACGAACUGACCUGUUCUAAACCUCCCCGCUGCCUGUCUGGGAAGAGGUGUCCAGAGAGCAAAGAGUGCUUUAUAGAGGAGUGGCUAUGCGAUGGGGACUUGGAUUGUAAGGAUGGCUCGGACGAGAAGAACUGCAAGCUUUCUGAAGUGAACUGCAGUGAGCUGCAGUGGACCUGUGCCUCAAAAACCCAGUGCAUUCCCAAUUCCUGGCGUUGUGAUGGAGAGCAGGACUGCUCAGAUGGCAGUGACGAGACUGGAUGUACCCCAAUGCAGUGUCCAAGCCAUCAGUUCCAGUGUGGCUCGUCCGGGGAAUGCCUGAACAUAAGCAUGGUCUGUAAUGGGAUAAACAACUGUGUGGAUGGAUCAGAUGAAGGUGGGGACUGCAGCUCUGUUAACUGUGAAAAGAAAUGCUCACAGACCUGCUACAAGACACCUAAUGGACCAAAGUGUGGCUGUGAGCUGGGAUUUAGACUCGCCAGUGAUGGGCUGUCCUGUGUGGAUAUUGAUGAGUGUGAAGAGCUCUCCCAUGGCUUUUGUAGCCAGACCUGUCGCAACAUGAAUGGGUCGUUCAGCUGUGGCUGUCACCCGGGAUACCUGUUGGAGCUAGACGGUCACAGGUGUAAAGCAAGCCCGGAGCCAUUUUUGCUAGCAUCUGUCCAAUCUGACUUGCUACUUUAUGGACUGCGAAGCUUCAAAGAGGAUGUUCUUACUUUCACUGGAAAGAAAAUUACCUUUUCAGUGGACUACGAUUGGAAGGAGAAGAAGGUGUUUUGGUUAAAUUUUGAUGCAGAGAGUAUAAAAUGGAUAACGUUGGACCAGAAAAACAAGGGAACAGUAGUAAAAGGAAUCCAGUCUGAUUGUAUAGCAGUGGACUGGGUGGGUAGGAACCUGUACUGGACUGAUGGAGCCGCUGGACAGAUCUUGGCUGUUAGUCUGUAUUCCAAUUCAGCCGAGACCCACUAUACAGUGGUGUUGGAUGAGGAUCUAGAGCAGCCCCGCUCUCUUGUGCUCCAGCCUCUCAGUGGGUUGAUGUACUGGUCUGAAAUUGGAGGAGAGUCACGGAUAGAAAGAGCUGGGAUGGAUGGCUCUAAUAGGAAAAUGCUCAUUACAAAGGGGCUCGGGUGGCCUAUUAACCUAGCUCUUGAUUUGCUGAGUGAGAGGAUCUUCUGGGCAGAUGACAAAUUCAGAUGCAUUGGCUCAGCAAAUUUAGAUGGCACAGAUAUAAAGUUGUUUCAGCUACUUGAAACUCCAAGUCCUUUCUCUCUAAGUGUAUUUGAAGAUGCGAUUUACUGGUCCGAUACCAAAACGAGAACAAUUCAAAAAGCCAACAAAGAGACUGGCAAGAAUCGGACUGUCCUUAUUAAACGACUCGGUCAGCCUUUUGGCCUGAAGGUUAUACACGAGACACUUCAGCCAAUAGCUUUUAAUCCCUGCCAAAAUCUGGGCUGUUCCCAUCUGUGCUUGUUGGGGCCAAAACAGAGUGGAAUGUGCAGAUGUCCCAUUGGAUUCCUGCUGGUUAAUGAUGGCACAACCUGUGUACUGCCAGCAGACACUGCAUUUCUGUUCCUUGUUUCACCUUCUGUCAUCACUCAGGUUUACCUCCAGGACAUCCAGUCCACUAUUGGCUUGAAGACAUUGCCUGAACACGAAGCCCUCUCUGUCCCUAUUGUCAACCAGAUAACGGCUAUGGAUUAUGUGCUCAAGGACCAGUCUGUGUAUGCUGCCGACUCGGAGGGAGGCUUUAUCGCACAGUUCAAGCUGAAGGAGCAGGAGCUGGUCUUUCGUGGGAAGGUGCUCCAGCUGGAGGGCGACAUGGUGACGUCCCUGGCUGUGGACUGGAUAACCCACAACAUCUACUGGAGCAGCAGGCAGCAACUCAUUCAUGUCACCUCACCCAGCAAGGCCUACACUGCCAUCCUCUUCGACAGAGACCUCAGCCAGCCAAAUUCCAUCGCUGUACACCCACCCUCUGGAGUCAUGUGUUUUUCACACAUGCAGGAAGAGGGUAGGAGUGGGGAACCUCGGAUAGAAUGCGCCUAUAUGAAUGGAAUGAAUAGGAAGCUGCUGUGGAAGAAGGCAACAAUGCCCACUAGCCUGGUGUUUACAAAUUCUGGCGCUAUGCUUUACUGGGCUGAUAUUGGUGCUGGAGUGAUUGGUUCCAUUUCACUUAAUGGUUUAAAUUACAGAGAGUACAAAACGGGACCAGAGCGUCUUGCUGCUUUUACACACAUUGAAAAGAUGCUCUUCUGGACAACAGUCAAUGAUACAACCAAGGUGUGGUACAGUGAUGGCCUGCAACCAAAACAACAUCUGUGGUUUGAAGUGAAGGAGGAUGUUGUAGAUUUGAAAGUGUACAGCAAGCUUAGUCAACAAGGGACAAACCACUGUGUGGAACAGAAUGGUGGGUGCAGCCACAUCUGUCUGCCUUACCCAGGAGGGAGGACCUGCAAGUGUCCUAUAGGCUACAACUCAACUAAUGCAACAGCCUGUGGGAAGGAUGUGAGGUGCCCAGACAUGACCAGGCCCUGCAAAGAUGGACGAAAGUGUCUGCCGAGGGAGAGGUUCUGCGAUGGGCAGGCAGACUGCCUGGAUGAAUCUGAUGAGGAGAAUUGUACGUGUGCUCGUCAUUUAACUGAAGUAACAGUGAAAUCUGGACUCGCGCAUACAGCUGUUCCACGGAGCCCUUCAUCUCCGCAUGCUGACAGUGCUGAAACCAUUCCUACCACCUUUGCCUCCUACCACAGCAUCAUGGCUACAGAUGAGGUUUUGGUUCGAAAUCUGGAAUCCCAGCCUUGUGACAAAGAAAUAUGUCACCUGAAUGGUGACUGCGUGGUGAUUAACAACAAAGUGUCAUGUGACUGCAAGCUGGGUUACACAGGAGAGUUCUGCGAUAGAAAAGUGUUUGAGUCGAUUGCUGUUCCCUUGACACUGAGUGUCGUUCUUGUCUUGGUGACACUUUUUGUAGCAGGUGUGAUAUAUGCCGUUAUGAAGAGGAGGACCAAGUUGGCAAAAAGACAUGCACAAGCUGUUGCAACGGAGAGAGACAUGAAGACCAUGGAAUCUUCACCAGACCAGGCUUCCAGUCAGACGUUUGCCAAUGAAACCUAUGAUGCUGAGGCGGAACCGAUGAGCCCGUUAGAAACAUAGAAGCCUUUAGAUGUUGCCAGAAUAAAAAUUUGGAUUGCGUGACCAGUAAAGUUUGAAGUUUAAGAGA
This is a messenger RNA of Polyodon spathula (Mississippi paddlefish), 4959 nucleotides long. RefSeq names its product low-density lipoprotein receptor-related protein-like. Bases 159 to 4892 code for a protein of 1577 amino acids. The record is from RefSeq and is a predicted model, not a curated record. Gene Ontology annotation, molecular function: calcium ion binding; protein binding. NCBI's taxonomy places the organism in Eukaryota, Metazoa, Chordata, Actinopteri, Acipenseriformes, Polyodontidae. The transcript has 24 exons.